AUGAGACAACAAAUCUUCAUUACAUUCUUGUUGAGCCUUCUCAGCUCGGUCGUGUGCGAGACACAAUGCCGGUGCUUCCCAGGCGACGCAUGCUGGCCUUCUGAGGACGACUGGGCGUCUUUUAACGCAUCUGUGGGUGGAGCACUCAUUCGGACUGUUCCAGUCGCAAGUGUCUGCCAUGGCGAGCAGUAUAAUGAGAGUGCCUGUGCAGCAGUACAAGCUGACUGGCCGUAUCCGACGUUGCACUAUCAGUCACCUCAUAGUAUCAUGAGUACGCUGGCAGCGAACCAGAGCUGCGACCCCUUUACGGGCCGUGAUGCCCAGUGCGUCAUUGGAACGUAUGUACAGUAUGCUGUCAACGUGUCCGAGGUCGAACAGAUUGCCAAGACUGUCAAGUUUGCCGUGGAAAAGAACAUACGCUUGAUUAUCAAGAAUACGGGACAUGAUUAUUUUGGAAAAUCAACCGGAGCUGGUGCCGUGUCUGUCUGGACACAUAAUAUGAAGGACCUCGAGGUCCUCGAUUGGAAAGGCGAGCACUAUACCGGACCAGCUAUCCGAGCUGGAGCAGGCGUUCAGGGAUUCGAGGCAAUUGAGUUUGCAGGAACCCAUGAUCUCGUGGCAGUGACUGGAAGUUGUCCCAGUGUCGGACUGGCGGGUGGAUACACCCAAGGAGGUGGACAUAGUUCUCUCGCAUCCAAGUUUGGCCUGGCUGCGGAUAAUGCUUUGGAAUUUCAAGUCGUCGACGGCUCGGGGAAUAUCUUGAUUGCAAAUCGAGAGGAGAAUUCCGACCUGUUUUGGGCACUGAGUGGUGGGGGAGGCGGUACGUAUGGAGUCGUAAACCGCAUCACAGUCCGAGCUCACCAGACAUUCCCGGUCGUUACCUACGGUCUGAGCUUUCCCAUGGCGUCGACAUCAAAUGACACACUCCGCGGAGCCAUAUCUUCCUUCCACAGUGUCGUGCCAAGUCUUGUGGACCGUGGCAUCUAUGCACUCAACAGCCUGUCGUCCGGCUACUUUUCUGUAUCUUUGCUGGCCCCCAACACAACUGCUGAUGAAAUCGGCCAGCUCUUGUCGUCAUUUCUCGCAUAUCUCGACCAAAAUGGUGUAGCAUAUGCUCCAACAACGACCUCACACGACUCCUACGCAGACUCUUAUGGCAACGGCAGCUCGACAAGUUUUGUGCAUGUUCAAGGCGGGAGCUGGUUGAUACCCCGCGAUGUUGCCUCGGAUGGAGAGAUGGACGACGCCUUCAUUGACGCCGUGCUCUCUACAGCAGCUGCAGGGGCCACCAUAGGCACGCUUGGCUUCAAUGUGUCCAAGGCCGUAGCCGGUGAUGUUGAUAAUGCUGUUCUAGAGGCGUGGAGGCAGGCUUUAUAUUACACCUUGAUUGUCAUGCCAGAACCGUCGAAUGAGACACUUGCGGACGGUUACGCGCGCCUGGAGACUAUAGAGAACGAGAUCAUGUCAAAGUUCAAAGCCAUUGCUCCAGAGAGUGGCGCUUACUUGAACGAGGCCAGUGCAGCAGACGUCAAUUGGAAGAACGAUUUCUAUGGCGCAAAUUACGACCGCUUGUUAUCGAUCAAGAACAAAUACGAUCCAAACCACUUGUUUUAUGCUCCCAAAGCAGUCGGGAGUGAUUACUGGGUCGAACAAGAUGACAAACGGUUGUGUCUUGCCAACGCGCAAUAA
Pestalotiopsis fici W106-1 is the source of this 1689-nucleotide messenger RNA. RefSeq lists its product as uncharacterized. The coding region runs from base 1 to 1689 and encodes 562 amino acids. The transcript has 6 exons. The record is from RefSeq and is a predicted model, not a curated record. Gene Ontology annotation, molecular function: FAD binding; oxidoreductase activity. Lineage: Eukaryota; Fungi; Ascomycota; Sordariomycetes; Amphisphaeriales; Sporocadaceae.